Messenger RNA from Leptomonas pyrrhocoris, 533 nucleotides. RefSeq lists its product as hypothetical. The annotation marks the transcript as partial. The record is from RefSeq and is a predicted model, not a curated record. The transcript has a single exon. Lineage: Eukaryota; Euglenozoa; Kinetoplastea; Trypanosomatida; Trypanosomatidae.
AGCCUAGCGCUUUCGUUUUGGUCACUUGACAAAGUUUUUUCUUGUUCAUACUCCGUCUCACAUUCUCCAUGUCGGUUUCCAACCUCCCAACGCCGCCGAUUUCGACGUCAACUUCCUCGGCCACGUCUGUUGGCGCGACGGCAACGCCAGGGAGUGCAACUCCCGCGGCGACGUCUCCUGCUGCACCUCCAUUGGCGGGAGCUCCAGUCACUCGCCCCCCUCCUGCAGCCCCUCUUAGCGAGAGGGCUGCAUCCUUUCGUGAAGCGGUGACGCAACUGGAGGAGUUGCGCAACUCGGGUAUGCUGGGUGGUGAACAGUACGUCACUUUGGUGGACUCCCUUACCCGCCAGUACCUAAACCCCACCACCCCCACAACUGCUGCUGCAACGACAUUUUCCGGUGGCAUGGACUCCACACUCUCUUGGGACGUCAGUGUGAUGUCGCGGGAGAACUACGUCCGCAUGUACCCCUGGGCUCCGGAGUACGUGAAGGCCAAGUUGGGCCUUACUCGUAUUGAACAAGAGUACGCAGAG